CCAAAGCUAAUAAGAGACUGGAUACAAUAACAAACAUGUCUUGCAUGGAAUUGAGGUUCCACAACUGUUCUGAGAAAUUAUAAAGUGACGGGAACCAUUUUAUAAACUAAAAAAUUUAUACAUGCUAAGAGAUAGAACAUGGAAGAUAGUUUGUAGUAUUCUCUCACAUGAGUUGCCAUGUGACUGCAGUUCAGAUUUUGUUCUUACGUGACUACAUUUUUCUUCUCAUAUUUAGCUAAAGCAGAACAAUGUCUCUGUGAUUUUUGUGGUAACUGAGGAAUUACUUUCUCUUUUAUGUUUUGUACCACACAAUUUUCAGGAAUUCUCACAGCUCUUCUUCCAAUAAAAAUCAAUCGAUGAUAACAUUUAAAUUCUUGUUUCUUUGUGAUUACUUGAGUUUGGAAUAAAACUCAAGAUAACAUAUUGCACUCGUUCCUGGAUCUCAAGUAAACAAUCCAAUGUGAACAGGAAAACAUAAACCUUAAUUUAUAUACAGUCUUCAAAUAUAGAAGACGGGAAAUAAAAAGGCUUAGAAAUACACACAAAAGUUCCCCGUUUGUGGUGGAGGGGAUUCCUUCUUUGAAUGGGCAGUUCCUCCUUCAGUUCCAUUGUAAGCCAUACAGAAUCCUUUCAAAGCCAUUUCUGCUUGUGUGACUUACAACAUCCAACAACAUACGGUUUGAUGUGAAUUAUGGAAGCUGCUGUGACAUCAUCAGAUGAACAUCCAUGGUGGAGUGAUCUAGUAGAUUAUUUACCUGAUUACUAUGGCAACGAUUCGUUUUAUGAAGACAACAGUUACGAGGAUGGUGAUGUUUGUGACCUGACCAAGAGUAUUAAUUUUGAAGCGGUGUUCAUCCCAGUUCUGUACUCGGUGGUGUUUGUUGUUGGAAUCCUGGGAAAUGGAUUGUUGAUAGCCGUGCUAAUGAAGAACAGGAAGACCUGGAGCGUGACAGACACCUUCAUCCUUCACCUGGCUUUGGCGGAUGUCCUGCUGCUGCUGCUGCUGCCGCUCUGGGCUGUACAGUCUGCAAGCCUGGCUGGAUGGCCCUUUGGGACCCCGCUCUGCAAGAUCACUGGAGCUGUUUUUACAGUCAGCUUGUAUUGCGGGAUUUUCCUCCUUGCCUGCAUCAGCGUGGACCGCUACCUUUUCAUCGUCCAUUCUACCAAUAUGUACACUCGCAGGAAGCCCUGGGUGGUACAAGCCAGCUGCUUGGUGGUGUGGUUAGUCUCCCUUAUCCUCUCCAUCCCUGACUGGUACUUUUUAGAAGCCGUGGAAGAUGUCAGACGAAGCAGAACAGAGUGUGUUCAUAACUACCUUAAGAUUAGACCAGAAUAUUUCUAUAUCGUGAGAAUGGCAGCCCGGUGGCUGUACCACACUAUGGGCUUCCUACUUCCUUCAUUUGUUUUGAUGUUUUGCUACUCCUGCAUUCUGUUGCAGCUGGGGUGUGGCACCAAAGGCCUUCGAAAGCAGAGAGCUUUCAAAGUCAUAAUAGCUGUGGUGGCUGUUUUCUUUCUCUGCUGGACUCCACUUAAUAUCACACUCAUUGUGGACACAAUUCACCAAAACAACGAUAACGGAACAGCAUGUGGAACAAGAACAUCUCUGCAGAUAGCUCGGCUAGUGACUGAGAGUUUGGGAUACCUUCACUGCAGCCUCAAUCCUAUCCUGUAUGCCUUCGUAGGUCUGAAGUUUCAACAUCAGCUGCUGAAUAUCCUGAGGUCUAUGGGCUGCAAACUGAAGACAAGUUUAAAAUCUGAAUCUUCCUUUUGGUCUGAGUCAGCUGACGCCUCCAACGCCAUUGACAUUUGAAAGACUACAUUGAGGAGCUUCAAUGUAUUCAUCAGAGGCAUGAAUAUAAUAAGUUUUACCAUUUUUGUCUAUAUUUGAAUAGCCAAAUAUCCAGACAUAAAUAUUGCAAAAGGUUGUGGAGAGAUAAAUAAUGUAAUUUCUCUUAAUGUUCAUCUAAAUAUUGCUAGGGGCGCAUACACGUAUAUAUAUAUACAUAUAUAUAUAUAUAAAUGUAUGAUCCUGGUCUGUUGGAGUAAGGAUGCAUCUAAAAGUUGCAGUCUUGAGUCUUGAGGACUCGACUUGAGCACCACCGCCUUACAGCUUCUAGUCAAGAACUAUGCUGUCAAACUAAAAAAGCAUUUUUUGCUUUUUUCCUCAGUCAUAUCAAACCUCCUGUUUUCCUUUCAUUAUGUAGAAAAAUUAACUGGUUGCAAACACAUGUACAUAUUUUUUAUUUACUCCAAUGAUUUCUUUUACAGCUUACAUAUUUAUACUUUGUCUUUAUGUUGCAAAGGCUUGAACACCAAAGUCAACAUUCUUGUUUAAUGCAAUCUAGGUGAGUAGAGCUGAUUCUGAUUCUAAUUUUCUAUUUCUAAAAUUUUACAAACAAGACACAUCUGCUCCACAAAUGGUUUCACAAAGGAAACUGAAUCUCUCUUUCUCUCUCUACUGGUGCAAGCUGCAAAAAUUAAAACAAGGAAUUUCACUUUGAGAUUUAAGAGGUAUGCAGAUUUCUCUCUCAUAUGAUGCAAGACAGACAGAAAGCUAUUGACAAAUUGUCUCAAGCAGAAAUCAAAUCACACUGAACCAGAUACUUUUUUAUCACAGUUUCUGUUUGUGGUGAAUAAAUUAUUUCUGUUAUAUUUUGUAAGCAUAUAAAAUAAUAAUAAAAAAAACAUUUAUUAUACAGUUUUGUUUGAUAGCUCUAGUCCUUCAAAGACAAAAUGAUUUUUAUUUUUAAACAAACUGCUCUUGUGAAUCAUUUACAGCGUACAAUAUGCAGUGUGACUUUUAUUAUGUUUCAUUUUGUACAGUCUAAAGUAAAUAAAUUGUGAAAUGUGGAUAUAGGCUAACCUGUUUCUCUGAACUAUGAAUGUUUUCAAGGAGAGAAACUUCGGCUCAGUUGCAGGGUGAAGAUGAUGGAAUGCUUUUUUAAAAUCAGUUUCAGACAUGUGCAGCUGUUUGGAUCAUUCUUAAUUAAUUCCACAUUUUAUAUCUGGAGUUCAAGUUCACCAGCAGCCAGACUGCAAGAGAGAGAGCACAGCCAGCAUUGGUUCUUAAGAAAAAUAUCGUUUGAAUCUGUUUUGUUAUGUAUGUCUACAUAUGCACUUAGAAUCGUCCACAAACAUUUUAUCUAACUGUUUAUUUUAGAGGUAUUUAGUAAUAAAAGUAUGAGUGAGAACAUUUAUAUAAAUUUGACACUUCAAGUAUGUAUUGGGUCUUGAAAAAGCUGAAAGAAUAGAAAAGUAUUAAAAUAAUAUAUUCAUUUAAAAUAUCAUUCGUGUUUCAUAUAACCCUUGAUAUUGUGGUUUUUGUGUUCAUUGAAAGUGAAGAUGGUUAACAAUUUGAUGUCAGAGAUAUGGAAGAAUUACUCUGCUUUUUUUAAUCUCUUUUUUUUUAAUAAAAAAGAUUUACUCUGGA
Xiphophorus hellerii (green swordtail) is the source of this 3430-nucleotide messenger RNA. Its product is annotated as C-X-C chemokine receptor type 3-like. Bases 692 to 1810 code for a protein of 372 amino acids. The transcript is spliced from 3 exons. Gene Ontology annotation, cellular component: membrane; external side of plasma membrane. The record is from RefSeq and is a predicted model, not a curated record. NCBI's taxonomy places the organism in Eukaryota, Metazoa, Chordata, Actinopteri, Cyprinodontiformes, Poeciliidae. Gene Ontology annotation, biological process: inflammatory response; positive regulation of cytosolic calcium ion concentration; calcium-mediated signaling. Gene Ontology annotation, molecular function: C-C chemokine binding; C-X-C chemokine receptor activity; C-C chemokine receptor activity.